Messenger RNA from Fusarium vanettenii 77-13-4, 1416 nucleotides. RefSeq lists its product as uncharacterized. The transcript is spliced from 5 exons. The coding region runs from base 1 to 1416 and encodes 471 amino acids. Gene Ontology annotation, biological process: amino acid transmembrane transport. The record is from RefSeq and is a predicted model, not a curated record. Gene Ontology annotation, molecular function: amino acid transmembrane transporter activity. Gene Ontology annotation, cellular component: vacuolar membrane. NCBI's taxonomy places the organism in Eukaryota, Fungi, Ascomycota, Sordariomycetes, Hypocreales, Nectriaceae.
AUGGAUUCAUCCAAAACGGAAAAAAGCCAAUACGAUCUCGAGGCUCCGACGCCUUUGAAUGCUACCGUCUCACAAGUUGGAGAGGUCAGUAAGGAACAAGAGGUUGAUGCCGUUUUCGGCGCAGUCACAGACCAUGGACCAAAUUACCGUGCGCUGGGAUGGAUCGGAACCGUCGCUCUCAUGCUUAAGACCCAGAUCGGUCUCGGCGUCCUCUCGCUUCCCCACGCUUUUCACACGUUAGGAAUGAUCCCCGGAGCCAUCCUGCUCGUCGCCGUGGCGGCCAUCGCUACCUGGACUAGCUACAUUGUCGGCGUCUUUAAGCUCAACCACCGUGACGUCUAUGGCAUCGAUGAUGCUGGAUAUUUGAUGUUUGGAAGGGUCGGACGUGAGCUUUUUGCAAUCGCAUUUUGCCUAUACUGGAUCUUUGUGGCAGGAUCAGGAAUGCUCGGCAUUUCCAUCGGACUCAACGCUAUGUCAGUACACGGAACCUGCACCGCCGUGUUUGUUGCCGUGGCUGCCAUUUCCGGUUUCCUUCUCGCGAGUAUCCGAACCCUCGGUCGAAUCAGCUGGUUGGCCUGGGUUGGAUUGGCCUUUAUCCUCACCUCUGUUUUCGUCGUUACGAUCAGUGUCGGUAUCCAGGACCGUCCCGCUGAUGCGCCUCAAACAGGCCCCUGGGAAUCAGACUGGCAGCUCAUCGGCCAUCCCACCUUUUCUCAGGGAGUUGCAGCCGUGUCAACACUCAUCUUUGCAUGCUCGGCCACGUCUGCUUACUUUGCUAUUGUGUGCGAGAUGCGGGACCCUCGUGACUUUUCUAAAUCAGUCAUUACUGCUCAGGUUAUCUCCACCAUCGUUUACCUGAUCGUUGCUGUUGUUGUAUACUACUUCUGUGGCUCCGCUGUUGCCUCCCCAGCGCUCGGAUCUGCGGGACCGCUGAUCAAGAAAAUCGCCUAUGGCCUGGCCUUGCCUGGUCUUCUUGUGACAACUACGAUUUGUCUUCAUCUUCCUGCUAAGUACUUCAUGGUCCGUAUCCUGAGAGGAUCGGAGCACCUGACUGCAAACUCUCUCGUCCACUGGUGCACUUGGCUGGGCUGUACCGGAGGUUCGACCCUGAUCGCAUAUGUGAUUGCAAGUGGCAUCCCUGUGUUUGGAGACCUUGUGUCUCUCAUCGGAGCUCUCUUGGGAUUCUGCCUCGCAUAUCAACCAACCGGUUGCAUGUGGCUGUACGACAACUGGGGCCGACAAAACCGAGACUGGAAGUGGAAGGUCAUGGUUGCCUGGUGCGUCUUCAUCAUUGUUCUGGGUAGCUUCAUGACAGUGUCUGGAACGUACGGGUCAAUCGUCAACAUCAUUGACUCGCUCAAGAACUCGGGAGGCACAAAGCCGUGGACCUGUGCCGAUAACAGUAACUCGGUAUAG